AUGUUAUACACAGACCUCAGACUGAAGAUGAUGAUGCUGAUGUGGAUUACAGCGAUGCUUUUUAAUAAAAUUGCAGAUUCUACACAGAGCGAGGGCGUCAAUCAACCGAACCCAAUGAUCACUGCUGAUGUGGGUGAGAACGUGACUCUGCACUGCUUUCGACCGGGAGAGGAAAAUACCGAUUCCAUCGUCUGGUACAAACAAAAAGUCGGACAUGAACCUUGUGUAAUGGUCUCAGUUCACCGUGAACCCAGAUAUGAGAAAGAAUUCAAUCCACCAAAAUUCAGCAUUGAGAAAGAAAUAAAAGAAAAAGGCUUCCAUUUGAAAAUUGCCAACGUGGAACCAUCAGAUGAAGCCAUGUAUUACUGUGGAUUUAGAGACUUUUUAAUAAGGUUUGGAAAGGGAACAUUUUUAGCAGUGAAAGGUGAUGGAGAUGUAAAAGUGUCAGUGUUCCAGAGCGGCGUGUCGGACUCGGUUCCUGCAGGAGCGUCAGUGACUCUGCAGUGCUCGGUUCUCUCUGAGAGCAGAUCAGCAGAACUCCAAGUGCUCUGGUUCAGAGCUGCUCCACCACAAUCCCAUCCUCAAAUCAUUUACACUCAUCACAACAGCAGCCAUCAGUGUGAGAGCGGCUCUUCUACACACACCUGUGUGUACAACUUCUCCAAGAACAUCCUCAGCCUCAGUGAUACUGGAACUUACUACUGCGCUGUGGCCGUGUGUGGGAAGAUCAUUUUUGGGAAUGGGACACGAGUACAGUUGGAGAGAUCUGUGGAUCCUGUAGUGAUCUACCUCGCUGUAGCUUUGGGAGUGUGUGUGGUCGUGAUCUUUGCUUUGAUCUUUGUCAUAACCUGUGGACGGAGACACUUUGAACAACGCAGGGUGAGACGCAAACAAGGUUCUGUGACGGACAAGACCCUCAAUCAGGACUGUGACAGUGUGGAGCUGAAUUACGCUGCCUUACAUUUCAAUGAGAGGACAGCCAAAAGAGGACGAGUGAAGAAACAACAACCUCAAGAUGUUAUAUAUUCUGAUAUGCGACGUCCUUCUGUAACUUAGAUUUGAUCUCUAAUCUGAUUCAGUGUCAUUAGUGCUGUUAUCAGUUUUCAUUUGUACUGUAGAUAUGUUUUUGUUAAUGAUUGUUAAAGUGAAAUCUGAAUGAUCUAGAAGUCUCUAAAUCGCUGAAACACUGGAACACUGGAGUGUGAAGGCGUGCCAUGAGAAAGCAGGUUAAGACAGUGUUAAGAGUGUGGAAACAAUAAAAAGCAUAAAAUUACCCUCCUCUCAUGCUGUCUUGUGAAGAUUAGUAUCACAACGUUAGAAGCAUCCAUUCAUCAACCAUCCUGAGUAAAAGUAGCUAAGGUUAGAGUGACUCUCGCAUGUAAAGUAGGAAUGUACAGUGCCCUCCACUAAUAUUGGCACCCUUGGUAAAUAUGAACAAAAAAGGCUGUGAAAAUUUGUCUUUAUUGUUUAAUCUUUUGAUCUUUUGUUUAAAAAAUUCACAAAAAUACUCUGCUCUCAUGCAUAUCAAGCAAUUGGAAGCACAACACAUGUUUAUCAAAAAAAAUCUUUGUUAAAAAUAGGUGUGCAACAAUUAUUGGCACCCUUAUAGUCAAUACUUUGUGCUACCUCCCUUUGCCAAGAUAACAGGUCUGAGUCUUCUCCUAUAAUGCCUGAUGAGGUUGGAGAAUACAUGGUGAGGGAUCUGAGACCGUUCCUCCAUACAGAACCUCUCCAGAUCCUUCUCAUUUCAAGGUCCACGCUGGUGGACUCUCCUCUUCAGUUCACCCCACAGGUUUUCUAUGGGGUUCGAGUCAGGGGACUGGGAGGGUCAUGGCAGGACCUUGAUUUUGUAGUCAGUAAAGAAUUUUUGUGUUGAUGUUGAUGUAUGUUUUGGAUCAUUGUCCUGCUAGAAGAUCCAACCACGGCCCAUUUUAAGCUUUCUGCCACACUGUAAAUCCUAAUAUCUUUACUUAAACACUCAAGUAAUCAUGACUAAACAUUACUUAAAAUGUUGCAUUUUGGACACCUAAAUCAAAAAUCUAUGUUUGUUUAAAUUAUUUACCUACAAAAC
Messenger RNA from Ictalurus furcatus (blue catfish), 2071 nucleotides. RefSeq lists its product as uncharacterized. Bases 1 to 1056 code for a protein of 351 amino acids. Lineage: Eukaryota; Metazoa; Chordata; Actinopteri; Siluriformes; Ictaluridae. Gene Ontology annotation, biological process: response to bacterium. The record is from RefSeq and is a predicted model, not a curated record. The transcript has 6 exons.